Molecule: messenger RNA, 2894 nt
Organism: Dromiciops gliroides (monito del monte)
Lineage: Eukaryota; Metazoa; Chordata; Mammalia; Microbiotheria; Microbiotheriidae
Gene: DDX52
Product: DExD-box helicase 52
Exons: 15
Coding region: 83-1945 (620 amino acids)
Biological process (GO): maturation of SSU-rRNA
Cellular component (GO): 90S preribosome
Molecular function (GO): ATP binding; RNA helicase activity; nucleic acid binding
Source: RefSeq, a predicted model, not a curated record
CCUCUCAGUUUCCCUCACACCCCAUGCUGAGAGGGGCGGCAAUGCGCAUGCGGUCCGCCACCGCUGAGCCUGCCGGGUAGAAAUGGAUGCUCACGAUCUGUUCCGUCGCCUCGGCGCGGGAGCUAAGUUCGACCUUAGACGUUUCCCGGCUGACGCGGCGCGAUUCCAGCUAGGAAAAAGGAAAUUUGACUUUGAUUCCUCAGAGGUAGUAGAGGAACUGAACUUCUUUGGAAGCAAGAAAUCUACCCCAGCUGAAAAUGGAGUCUCAUUGGAUAAUAGCCUAUCCAAGGGAGAGGAGAGACUACAGCAAGAAGCUGAAGGUGAGGAGGAUAACAGAAUUGAAAGAAAGAGGAAACGGAACAUGAAGAAGAAAAAGCAAGCUUCUGAAACAAUUUCAGUCAGUUCCAACAAGGAAGAAGAAACUAUACUAUGGAUGUCCUCACUGGAAGCCAAGAUUAAAGAUAAAAAAGGAAAAGAAGAAAGUAAACUAACUGCUGAGAAAUUGGAACGGCUCCGAAAGCAAAAGAUAAACCGUUUCCGAAAUGAACACAGAAUUCACAUCCAAGGAACAGAUCUUCCAGAACCCAUUGCUUCAUUUCAGCAACUUGACCAGGAAUAUAAGAUCCACUCUCGACUACUCCAGAACAUCUUAGAUGCAGGGUUCCAGAGCCCUACACCAAUCCAAAUGCAAGCAAUUCCUGUCAUGCUUCAUGGUCGUGAACUGCUGGCUUCUGCUCCUACUGGAUCUGGAAAGACCCUGGCUUUUAGCAUUCCUAUUUUAAUGCAGCUGAAACAACCCACAAAUAAAGGCUUCAGAGCGCUGAUAUUAUCCCCCACACGAGAACUUGCCAGCCAGACUCAUAGAGAGUUAGUAAGACUCUCUGAGGGCACAGGAUUCAGAAUACAUAUGAUAAACAAGGCAGCUGUGGCAGCCAAGAAGUUUGGGCCUAAAUCAUCUAAGAAAUUUGAUAUUCUUGUGACUACUCCAAACCGACUAAUUUAUUUGUUGAAACAAGAUCCUCCAGGAAUAGAUCUUAAAAAUGUGGAGUGGUUGGUGGUAGAUGAAUCUGACAAAUUGUUUGAAGAUGGAAAGACUGGUUUCAGAGACCAGCUGGCCUUCAUUUUUCUGGCAUGCACGUCCCACAAGGUCAAGAGAGCUAUGUUCAGUGCAACUUUUGCACGUGAUGUGGAGCAGUGGUGUCACCUCCAUCUGGACAGUGUUAUUUCUGUUUCUGUUGGAGCAAGGAAUUCUGCGGCAGAGACUGUGGAGCAAGAACUCCUGUUUGUUGGAUCAGAGACGGGCAAACUUCUAGCCAUGAGAGACCUUGUUAAGAAGGGUUUCCACCCACCUGUCCUUGUUUUUGUUCAGUCCAUUGAAAGAGCUAAAGAACUUUUCCAUGAACUCAUUUAUGAAGGUAUUAAUGUGGAUGUAAUCCAUGCAGAGAGAACCCAGCAGCAGAGAGAUAACACAGUCCAUAGUUUCAGAGCAGGAAAAAUCUGGGUCCUGAUUUGCACAGCCUUGCUAGCAAGAGGAAUUGACUUUAAAGGUGUGAACUUAGUCAUCAACUAUGACUUUCCAACCAGUGCAGUGGAAUAUAUCCACAGGAUAGGUCGAACUGGAAGAGCAGGACAUAAAGGAAAAGCUGUUACCUUCUUCACUGAAGAUGAUAAGCCGUUAUUACGAAGUGUUGCCAAUGUGAUCCAGCAAGCAGGAUGCCCUGUGCCAGAGUAUAUCAGAAGCUUCCACAAGCUUACAAGCAAACAAAAGAAGAAGGUGAUUAAGAAACCGUUGGAAAGGGAGAGUAUUAGUACAACCCCGAAGUAUUUCUUAGAAAAUGCUGAGAAUGAACAAAAAAGUACUCAUCAGAAUACUGGAAAGAAGACAGCACCUACUAAAACCAAAAGUAAUAAUCAAAUUCCUUCAAAGACUAUUCCAGAAAUAUAAUUCCAUUACCUUAAGUAUCCCAAGGAGAAGUGCUGUUUUCAUGGAGCACUUUGAGUCACCUGUCUCCUAGGCUGAAAUAAAACUCCAGGAAGCUGUUGGCACAGAAGGUGAUACAUGAUCAGGUGCUAUCACUGUUUCUUAUCAAGUUUCAAUUUAGAGGUGACUUUAGGGAUAAUACUGUGAAAGGAAAACUGUUUUCUGAAAUGUUUGUGACUUGAAUCCACGGGAAUACUUCUUAUAGAAGACCUUAAAGUACAGAUGGGCCAAGAAACACCCAGAGAUGGUUGGUCGUCUCUGAAAGUUUCCUCUACAGGUAGAGAGUGUGAUCACUGCUACAUAGCACCAGAAGACAAAGUAGAGCUUCAGGUGUCACUUGAGAAUUUGAGAACAUCUUUUCAAGAUGUGUCUGGAAUAAUGCAUCAGGAAGCCACACAGAACAUGUUUGCUUAUUUAACAUUCCUUAAAUAGCUUGGGAAUGCCUUUGUGAAGUGGACAUAGCAAAGGGCCUCCCAUUCUGUAGCUCCUGACUGGAGUAAUUUAAGCCCCUGGAAAUGAGCACCAGCUCUUUUAGUUACUAUUUUCAUACUAUCAGGGAAGCACCAAACUCCUCCUCUGACCAUCUUGUUGCUGCAAUUAGAUCACUGCUGGUGGUGCCUCAUUUUCCACCACUUAACCACAUUGUCCCAUCCCAUCUUUUCCAUACCCAUUGGUUUUAGUUGAAAACUGAUCUGUGGUUUAUCCUGAUAGGAAUGAAUGUUCCUAUUACUUGAUAGUCUUUUGGCACCACUCUCAUAUGUCUGCAUCCCUAACGGGUUUUUGCCCUCAUUUCAUCUAGUAAGCUAACCCUUGCUGAAUACAUAGGGAGAUGGAAAUUACUCUUUGGCACAUGUGGGCUUGGCAUUUUUGUAAAUGAUGGUUUUGUACUAUAGAAUAAAAGCCUCAAUCUCAA